AAACUUAAAAUCUCUUAUAUUAUAAGACGGAGGGAGUAGUUGAUAGCUGAGUUAGUAAUAGUAUUAGGCAGCUUCUCUUGCCAACUCUAGUGAGACUGUGACAUGAAAACUUAGAAUUGCAGAGCAGGUGAAGUCGUGAAGAUGCAGGAGCAGAGUACAUAACAAUGGCGUUAGGAUUACACGUUCAGAGAGUGAGCUAGAGCACAUCGUUGAUUUUUGUUCAGCGAUCAUCGAUGGAUAGACGGCGGAUUCGGCGAGAUGUGGAGAUCGAAUCUGUCGCCGACGACUCUGCCAAUUCUGUCCAGGCUGGUGAUUGACAUCGGCGACAGGACGAUCCAGGUCCCUCUCAAUGGCCACACCGUCGCGCAGAACAUCGGCCGUCAGGCUGCCGCCGCCGUCGCCGGCGAUUCGUCAGCCGGCGGUGUCAGUGAGAAAGCCGGUGGCGGCGGCGAGGAGUGGCUGCAAGAACAGGACGGCUUGUUGAGCAUGCGCGGGUGGCUGAUGGCGGUGGCCACGCUGUUCGCCGCCAUGGCGUUCCAGGCGGCGCUGCAGCCGCCGGGGUGGAUGCCGAGGCCGCGCGACUGGUUCGCGGCGCUGCUCGCCGCCGACCCGGCGGCGGCCGCCGUCACGAGGGACCAGGCCGGGAAGGCGAUGCUGUACCUGAUCGUCAACACCUGCACCUUCGCCACGUCGCUCGCCGUGCUCCUGAUGCUGCUCGCCGUGGGCGACGCCGGCGGCGGCGGCGGCGGAUGCGCGUCGAGGAGGGUCACCGCGAGGCUGAUCGCCAACAUGAUGACGGCCGUGGCGCUGUUCGCCGCGGCGACGUUCGCGCUCUGCGCCGCCGACGACUACCGGCUCAUGGCGUUCGUCGGCACCGUCGUCGCCGUGUACGCCGCCGUCACCGUCGUGUUCGUCAGGUGCAACCUUGCUCUGCCGUUCCGGAGAGGCGGCGGCGGCGGCGGCCAUGGUUGUUGUAGCUGGGUGUCAAGAUUGUAAUAAGAGCAGAUAAUACUGGGCCGGCCAUGCAUUUGAUUCAGCCAUAUUACUAUACACGCGCGGCGCAACGCACAAUAACGGAGUUUAGUACCACAUGGAAAAUUUACAGCGGUGGAGACCUGUAUAAAAGAGGACGUGGUCGUGUUGCUCCCGCCGAGCUUGGUUGUGCGAGCUUGUCACCCCAGCUGUGGGGGGCGGGAGUUGGCAGGAUUGGCCGAUGUUGGGAGGAUCGAGGGUAUAGAUAAGAUAUCUCUCCUCCCUGGUCUCGUUGGGUUGUUGAGGCACAGAUGCUAAUUCUAUUUGUCCGACUUUGGACUUAGGGGGAGGACUAUAGGUGUCAUCAAACCCCAGGCCCAAUUUGCGGCUGGUUGAGAGCCCUGCGUUGUUUAACGUCGGUGGCCUCCUGGUUGCUUUAACGAUAGAAGCCCACGGUCG
Messenger RNA from Oryza sativa Japonica Group (Japanese rice), 1431 nucleotides. The record is from RefSeq and is a predicted model, not a curated record. Lineage: Eukaryota; Viridiplantae; Streptophyta; Magnoliopsida; Poales; Poaceae.